CGCGCAAGGGGCGCGCGGAGGCCGCUGGGCGAGCGGGCGGCGGGCGGGGCGAUGGCAGGGCUGGGGGGCACCGAGGGGCCCAGCCCCCGCAUGAGCGUGGCCUCCCAGUUCUUCAGCGAGGAGGAGUGCGGCAGCGACGGGAUGAGCACCUCCGAGAGGGUGGUGGAUCUCCUCAACCAGGCGGCUUUGAUCAGCAACGAUGGCAAGAUCAACAUCCUCAAGCAGGUGCAGGAGCUGAUCAUCAACAAGGACCCCACGCUGCUGGAUAACUUCUUGGAUGAGAUCAUCGCCUUCCAGGCUGACAAGUCCAUUGAGGUGCGGAAGUUCGUAGUGGGCUUCAUCGAGGAGGCCUGCAAACGGGACAUCGAGCUGCUGCUGAAGCUCAUCGCCAACCUCAACAUGCUGCUGAAGGACGAGAACGUCAACGUGGUGAAGAAAGCCAUCCUCACCAUGACCCAGCUCUACAAGGUGGCCCUCCAGUGGAUGGUGAAGUCAAAGGUGAUCAGCGAGCUGCAGGAGGCUUGCUGGGAGAUGAUGGCAGCCAUGGCCAGCGACAUCAUCCUCCUCCUUGACUCGGACAACGACGGCAUCCGCACCCAUGCCAUCAAGUUCGUGGAGGGGCUCAUCAUCACCCUCUCGCCCCGCAUGGCCGACUCCGACGUCCCCAAACGCCACGAGAACGACAUCAGCCUGGAGCGCAUCCCCAAGGACCACCCUUACAUCAAAUACAAUGUGCUGUGGGAGGAAGGCAAAGCCGCCUUGGAGCAGCUCCUCAAGUUCAUGGUGCACCCGGCCAUCUCCAGCAUCAACCUGACGGCCGCGCUGGGUUCCUUGGCCACCAUUGCCCGCCAGCGGCCCAUGUUCAUGGCCGAGGUCAUCCAAGCCUACGAGACCCUUCACGCCAACCUGCCCCCCACCUUGGCCAAGUCACAGGUGAGCAGCGUCCGGAAGAACCUGAAGCUUCACCUCCUCAGCGUCCUGCGGCACCCGUCCUCGGGGGACUUCCAGCCCCAGAUCACCACCCUCCUGGUCGACCUGGGCACCCAGCAGGCCGAGAUCGCCCGCAGCAUGCCCAGCCCCCGCGACGCCCGCAAACGGCCCCGCGACGAGCCCGACGCCGCCCUCAAGAAGAUGAAGAUUGAGCCCCCCCUGGGCGAAGACGACGAGGACAAGGACCUGGAGGCGGCGGCGGUGGCGGUGCCCAAGGCGGGCGGGCAGGGCGGCGUCCCCUCGGACACGGACAUCACGGCCGAGUUCCUGCAGCCGCUGCUCACGCCGGAGAACGUCGCCAACCUGGUGCUGAUCAGCAUGGUGUACCUGCCCGAGGCCAUGCCCGCCUCCUUCCAGGCCACCUACACCCCCGUGGAGUCGGCCGGCACGGAGGCGCAGAUCAAGCACCUCUCGCGGCUCAUGGCCACCCAGAUGACAGCGGCGGGGCUCGGCCCGGGCGUGGAGCAGACGAAGCACCUGAAGGAGGAGCCGAAGGAGGAGAAGGCGGCCAAACCCGAGAGCGUCGUCAUCAAGCGGCGGCUGUCGGCGCUGGCCCAAGGCCAGGCCAUCUCCGUGCUGGGUGCCCAAGGCUCGGCCACCAACCUGCUGGAAGAAGAAGCCCCCCAGGCCAAGCGUCGCCCUGAGCCCAUCAUCCCGGCCACGCAGCCCCGGUUGGCGGGUGCCGGCGGGCGCAAGAAGGUUUUCCGCCUGGGCGACGUCCUCAAGCCGCUGAGUGACGCGCAGAUGGAGAAGCUGAAGCUCAGCGCCGUCAAGCGCAUCCUACGCGCCGAGCGCGCUGUCGCCUGCAGCGGGGCCGCCCAGGCCCGCGUGAAGAUCUUGGCCUCGCUGGUGACGCAGUUCGAGGUGCCGCUGAAGAGCGAGGUGCUGGCCUUCGUCCUCGAUGACAUCCGCGGCCGCCUCGACUUGGCCUUCGCUUGGCUCUUCCAGGAGUACAACGUCUACUUGAGCCGCUUCCCCGCCGGCAGCCUGGAGCGCUACGACGAGUGUCUCAUCGGGCUCCUCGCCGGGCUCCAGGAGAAGCCCGACCAGAAGGACGGGGUUUUCACCAAAGUGGUACUGGAAGCGCCGCUGAUCACCGAGAGCGCACUGGAGGUCAUCCGCAAGUACUGCGAGGACGAGAGCCGGACCUACCUGGGCAUGUCCACGCUGCGUGACCUCAUCUUCAAGCGGCCGUCGCGGCAGUUCCAAUACCUCCACGUCCUCUUGGAUCUCAGCUCCCAUGAGAAGGACAAGGUACGCCAGCAGGCCCUCCUCUUCAUCAAGCGCAUGUACGAGAAGGACCAACUGCGGGAGUACGUGGAGAAGUUUGCCCUCAACUACCUCCAGCUCCUGGUGCACCCCAACCCACCCUCCGUCCUCUUCGGUGCCGACAAGGACACGGAGGUGGCGGCGCCGUGGACGGAGGAGACCAUCAAGCAGUGCCUCUACCUCUACCUGGCACUGCUGCCCCACAACCACAAGCUCAUCCACGAGUUGGCUUCCGUCUACACCGAAGCCAUCGCUGACAUCAAGCGCACCGUCCUGCGGGUCAUCGAGCAGCCGAUCCGCGGGAUGGGGAUGAACUCGCCCGAGCUGCUGCUGCUGGUGGAGAAUUGCCCCAAGGGAGCCGAGACGUUGGUGACGCGCUGCCUGCACAGCCUGACGGACAAAGUGCCCCCCUCGCCUGAGCUGGUGAAGAGGGUCCGCGACCUCUAUCACAAGCGGCUGCCAGAUGUGAGGUUCCUCAUCCCCGUCCUCAAUGGGCUGGAGAAGAAAGAGGUGAUCCAGGCGCUGCCCAAACUCAUCAAGCUCAACCCCAUCGUGGUCAAGGAGGUCUUCAACCGCCUGCUGGGGACACAACAUGGUGACGGUGCCUCGGCUGUGUCCCCGCUGAACCCAGGGGAGCUGCUCAUCGCCCUGCACAACAUCGACUCCUCCAAGUGCGACAUGAAAUCCAUCAUCAAAGCCACCAACCUGUGCUUCGCCGAGCGGAACGUCUACACGUCGGAGGUGCUGGCGGUGGUGAUGCAGCAGCUGAUGGAGCAGAGCCCGCUGCCCAUGCUGCUCAUGCGCACCGUCAUCCAGGCGCUCACCAUGUACCCCCGCCUCGGCGGCUUCGUCAUGAACAUCCUCUCCCGCCUCAUCAUGAAGCAGGUGUGGAAGUACCCCAAAGUCUGGGAGGGCUUCAUCAAGUGCUGCCAGCGCACGAAGCCUCAGUCCUUCCAGGUGGUGCUGCAGCUGCCCCCCCCGCAGCUGGCCGCCAUCUUUGAGAAAUGCCCCGAGCUGCGCGAACCCCUGCUCAGCCACGUCCGCGCCCUCACCCCCCACCAGCAAGCUCACAUCCCGCUCUCCACCAUGGCCAUCCUCGAAGCUUCUGCCCGCCAUGAGCCCGACGCCCGGGAGGGCCCCCCCGGAGAGGAGAAGCCCCCCAAGCAGCUGGGUGAGGAAGAUGCCAAAGGGAAGACGGUGCCUCCAGCCCCGGGGGGUGUCCCAGCGCUGCGCCCCCCCCCUUCUGAGGCACCCCCAGAUCUCGGGGGGGCCGACCUUGAGCCCCCCCCCAUCUUCAUCAGCGUCCCUGAGGAUGAGGAGAGCUCAGGGGGGGCUGGGUCCCCCCCUGAUGGCACCCUCGACCCCCCCACAGCCACCCCCAAGGACCCCCCUACCAGCACAGAGCCCCCCUCAGCUGAGGCCCUCCCCAGCACCCCACCCUCUUCGGAGCCCCCCCCGCCUGGCACCCAGAGCCCUGAGGUGCCCCCCGGGGGGGCCCCCGAUGCCCCCCCAGGGCCGGCAGAGGGAUGAAGGGGGGGAGAGGGAUGUGUCCCGUCCCCGCUCAGCACCCUGGGGUGCUGUGCUCAAUAAAGGUGUGGGAGCA
This is a messenger RNA of Tyto alba (common barn owl), 3862 nucleotides long. RefSeq names its product symplekin (gene SYMPK). The transcript is spliced from 27 exons. Bases 52 to 3789 code for a protein of 1245 amino acids. The record is from RefSeq and is a predicted model, not a curated record. Lineage: Eukaryota; Metazoa; Chordata; Aves; Strigiformes; Tytonidae. Gene Ontology annotation, cellular component: mRNA cleavage and polyadenylation specificity factor complex.